This is a messenger RNA of Stegodyphus dumicola, 378 nucleotides long. Its product is annotated as mitochondrial import inner membrane translocase subunit Tim29. The record is from RefSeq and is a predicted model, not a curated record. Gene Ontology annotation, biological process: protein insertion into mitochondrial inner membrane. NCBI's taxonomy places the organism in Eukaryota, Metazoa, Arthropoda, Arachnida, Araneae, Eresidae. Gene Ontology annotation, cellular component: TIM22 mitochondrial import inner membrane insertion complex.
AUGCUAUUUGCUGCUCUGAAAUCUAAUCCAGGAGAACGAUCAUUCUAUGAUCAACUUAUAUCUUGUAUUACUGACUUAGCUAUGGUUGCUGACCCAAUUCGAAAUCCUCAGGCUGAGAAACAUGUACGGUUUCUAACACAGUGUCACAAUCAAGGUUUGCUACGUUGUAUUGACUUUGCUUUCUUUACACUGAUGUGGACUGCUGAUUAUAGUAAAGACUGUGAUAUGUAUUCAGCUCAGUGUAAAUAUUUAAAACCAAAAUAUUUUUCAUUUCAUGAAAGGAUAGUUGAUGUUGGAAUAUUUGGUACAUGGUUAAAUUUAAAAUUAAAAAUGAAAGAUUUUGAUGUAAACCCAAAUGAAUGGGCUCAUGCAACAUAA